AUGGAAUUUCUUUUAAUUCAAUAUAAUUAUUUUCACAGGUUCUUUUUUCUUUCAAGCCUAAAGAAUGAUUUAGUUAGAUGGGUAAUGCUAAUCAUUUCUUGUAUUUUUAGUUCGAAUAACGGGCCCAAAAAACAUAAACUUGUUAUAUAAUUUAUACUAAAAGCCCUUAUAAAAUGCCAUUUACCAAUUUUGAUCUUAUUAAUUGUUCUGUAAAAAAUUAUAUACACAACUUCUUAGAUUGAAACAAGAGAAUUGAAGAAUAAUUGAAAAUAUUAUUGAAAGAAAAUUUCUUAAAUGAAAUAUAACCAUAGCUUAAUCCUACUUAAGAGCUUUAAUUCUCUUAAUAACUGACAUUUUCAACUACAUAUAAAUUUAAGAGUUGUUCAGUAACUUAGAAUGGAAAAGUUAUUGAGAAUAAUACAGGUGGUUGGUAUUGUUGUAUGUGUGAUUAAAUUAUUCCUAAGAAUAAUUUGAUUUAAUUUGCAUUUAAAAUUAUUAAAUUGGGUAGUGGCAUUAUGAUUGGAAUUGGUUUUAGGGAUAUUGUGUAGAGUAUAGGUUAUUUUAAUUGUUUUUCAAUUGGAAGAGGGUAUAUUUAUAAUAAUAAUAGUUCAAAAUAGAACAUAUAAUAUACAUAAUUCUGGUUAUUGUUAAAAUCAUGAUUAAUAAGAUAAAGAUAGUAAAUAAAUAGCAUUUCAAUUUUCUACAAAUGAUAUAAUUAUUGUUGAAGUGGAUAUUGAAAAGAAGUACGUGAAAUGGAUAAAGUAAUCCACAAAUGAAUCAUUUGUAUCAAUUUCUAUUUAUUAUUAGACUCUUGCUAUUCAUACAUCAAAAGAGUUGUAUCCAUGUGUACAUAUAAUUAACAAAAGUAAAGUAGAGAUAUCAAAUUAAGUGAUCAAAUGA
Messenger RNA from Paramecium sonneborni, 900 nucleotides. Lineage: Eukaryota; Ciliophora; Oligohymenophorea; Peniculida; Parameciidae. The record is from the annotation of a GenBank genome assembly.